UAGGUUUGGGAGGUUGCUGGGUUAACCAACCGAACAAAAACCCUAACACUUUUAUCCCUUUUUCCCAAAACGCGCAGAGGGGAAGCGAAGUCGCGCCUACGAUUCUCUAAUGGCGAUCUGGACUCGACUGAGUGAAGAAUAGCCGUUGGAAUUUCAUACAUUUGUUCCCUCCUUUUUUCCCCGGCUACAGGAAUUUAUUGUUCUUGACGGGAUCCGUCUCGGAGCCUGCGUUGGUGAGAUUGAUGUUGGUCGGGGUGAAUUUUGUGUGCGACUCGAGGGAGUGAGGAACGCGGACGCUCGGGUUUGUGGAAUUCUGGUUCGGUGCUUUUGUUAGAUGGACGCAGGACUUGGUCACACGCUGCAUCCUGGACCCAUCGAUGACUCUAUACUUACUUUACAGGACCAUCACAGGUCCACCGAUAUAUGGAAUGGUCAUGAUUUUGAGCCUCUGACAUGUAGGAGAUGUGAUGGCCACUUUUGGCGAUUGGGUGUUGUGCACCCACGAGUGCAGCAUAUGAUGUUGAAAGCAGGUUUCUAUGGGGUGUACAAAGCCGGUCGUAUACGGCUGGAUCAUGCAUUGAUCACAGCAUUGGUUGAGCGAUGGCGUCCAGAGACCCAUACUUUCCAUUUGCCAGUUGGUGAGACCACCGUCACACUGCAGGACAUUUCUGUCCUAUGGGGUCUCCCUGUAGAUGGUGAACCUAUUACUGGUGUUGAUACCAAUCGGUCGAUGGUUGAAUGGCAGGAGAUAUGUAACGAGCUGCUGGGUUUUAGACCACCUCCUGAGGAUUUUGAUCGUGGUCGUCUCAAAAUCAGAUGCUUACAGGAAAGAUUUAAAACAUUGCCAGAAGGUGCAUCUGAGGACACAGUGAAGUUUUAUGCCAGAGCAUACAUUUUGCAGUUGCUGGGGGGGCAGCUAUUGUCGGAUAUGUCUAAUAAUAAAGUAAAGUUGAUGUAUUUACCCCUGCUGAGGGAUUUUGAGACAGCUGGUAGGUUUAGCUGGGGUAGCGCUGUCCUGGCAUGUCUUUACCGUGCUCUCUGCCGAGCAACCAAACCUGAGACAUCAGAUAUAUGUGGUCCGCUUGUGCUACUGCAGAUUUGGGCAUGGGAGAGAAUGACAUUUAUAAGACCUGGGAGAUUAGAACCACGAGAGUUGCCACCGCCUGAUAUUGUUGCUGGGGAGCCCCCUUUGCCUGCUGCUCCUUACGGUUCCCGGUGGAAUGUUGGUUUUAAGCUGGAAAGUGUAGGAAAACAUGUCUUGGUGCGGUAUAGAGACCAACUAGACAAUAUGAAGGAUGAUCAGUUUGUGUGGGAACCGUAUCCUCUUGACGUGUUGGAUGGCCUUCCUGAGUACUGCAUUUCAGGUAGACGAAUCUGGCAAUCCGUGUCUCCUCUCAUCUGCUUUGAUGUGGUAGAGUUCUACCACCCUGACCGUGUCCUGCGUCAGUUUGGGCAACAACAACCGAUCCCAGUUGCUUGCGAUACUAUUCCAGACAUCCAUCUUACUGAUCGUCGCGGAAGACAAAACUAUGACUGGGCGCACCAUCACAAGCAAUUUGUUGAUAUGUGGGCUGCACGCUGUGACCGUGUUGUAACUUCACCACCUAUUGAAUGCCCAGUUGACCAGAACAAUCCAUACAUAAUAUGGUACAGACAAAUUACUCGUUUGCUGAUUGGCAAUCCGGCUAGUCGUCCAAAUACUGGAUACUCGGGAGAAGGAGGAACAGUCGAGGGAAUGGCUCAGAGCUUACAAAAAAUAUACCAUCGUGCCACUGAUGCGAUCCACCAAGGCUGGGAGAUAUCCGGCGAAGAUGCACUCCGAGAGAUACAAGACAUAUGCGCAUAUUCCUUGAGAACAGUUCAAGAUACCCAUCGUCUCACUGUCAAACCAGAACUUCUGUCGCCCGGGGCGGCUGCUGUAACCCCAUUUGUUGCACCAAGAGCGCCGAGAGGCAGACCCAAGAAAAGAGGAGGCUUUAGUGGUGGAUCAGCUACUGAGCAACGUAGGAGAGGUUCGUAUGCACAAGCAACAAUGUCUACCUCGGUUGCAGUUUCUCACUCUCCUCUUUCAUCGAACCUUUUUCAAUCAAAUAUUGGACAGCCUGAUACUCCACAGACAUGGGAUUCUUCACUCAGUGCGUCCGAGUUCCAGGACACUAAGGAUCCAAAUGCAUUGCAUUUGGAUUCUGAAGCUACAGAUACGAGAUCGCACCUCUAUCAAGCCCUCGGGAAGAUUCAGGAUAUCUGUGCUUGCGCGCUGAGAACAUGUAGCAAAAACCAGAACAUUCUCCUGGAGCAGGAACCGACGAUUCCAGUUGGUCCUAAAACUAAGCGCUGUAAGCCGAGAAGAAGAGGUACAAUGACCGGAUACUUGCUCGGCGAAAGUGAUCCCUACUCACCAUUGUCGCCUGCACCCUCUACUUCUAUGAGACUUAAUGACAGCCCCGGGCUUCCGCACGAUAUCUCUGAACAGGAUAUGCAGCCUUCUGUUGCGCCAUUCUCGAGGGACUCUUCGUUGGUCGAACUAGAGGACAACUUACAGGUGGAGAUGAUAGAGUUGGACACCAUAACCGGUAGUAGAGAAGCUUCCCCGUCCCACGCCAACCCCUCUAUGCUCGGAAUGUCUACCAACCCUCACAGUCACGAGGAUUCAGUGAUGCUACAAACAGGAGAAAGCGCCAACUUUUCGUUACAUGAAGAUGCACCAGUCUUCACAGAUUAUGCUGAUGCUACUCAUCCAGGAUCUGAACAAGAAGAUGUCAGAGGCAAUGAAGUCUUACCCGGCGAAUCCGAUGCCCCUGUAGCUGAAGUCGACUACAGUAACACUGAAAUCUUACCGGCUGAACCCGAGGCCCCUGUAAAUGCAGGGGGGGAUUACGAUGCAACCGUAGAGUUUACUGAGACACCACCUCUCGAAAAUCCUGACUCUUCCGAACCUGCUGCAGAGGAGCAUGACGGUUCGACAGCCCCUGCACCGCCUAACCAGGUAGCGACCGAUAGCAAUGGACCCGACACUCUGUCCAAUCCGGAACCUUCUCUACCAGUGGCCCAAGGUGCUGUGACACUAACACCACUCGAUAGCAUAAGACAUGAAGUCGAUGAAUCAAUGCCCUCGACUGAGGAGGGUGUGCCUUCUUCAGCAAUGGAUCAAAUAUCCGCCACCGAGCAUUUGGCUUCUGCUGAAGUAGCGAGCGAGGUUGUUGUUGCAGAUGGUGAUACACUCGCAGCAGUCGGAGGGAAAAGGAAAGAUCCGGACAUGGACUCCAUAAGCUGCGACAAUUCUGCGCAAAAGCAUGAUACUUCUGCCAAUCCGCCGGAAGCAUUGGAGGCUUCUGCAGCCGACGAUUCUGAUGCUACUAACAAAAAUGCUCCAGCAGCAGUCAAGGAGGAUGGCCAUAGAACAUACAAGCGACAACGACGAACUGUGGCGAAUAACACCAAGUAGGAUUUGUCUGUAGUUAUUAUCAAAAGCAUUGCAUUGUGUGGUGCGGUGUGGUAGGUUGAUUUUAUCCUUAUUAUCAAUAACCUCUCUCUGGUCAUGGUUAAAACUCUGGAUAACCUCAUGGGAUUAAUUAACAUCUUGGCUAUUAGUGUUUUUUAUUCCUUUUUGUAAUUAAA
Messenger RNA from Andrographis paniculata, 3618 nucleotides. RefSeq names its product serine/threonine-protein phosphatase 7 long form homolog. Bases 335 to 3445 code for a protein of 1036 amino acids. NCBI's taxonomy places the organism in Eukaryota, Viridiplantae, Streptophyta, Magnoliopsida, Lamiales, Acanthaceae. The transcript has 7 exons. Gene Ontology annotation, biological process: meristem maintenance; meristem development. The record is from RefSeq and is a predicted model, not a curated record.